Molecule: messenger RNA, 4604 nt
Organism: Tetranychus urticae (two-spotted spider mite)
Lineage: Eukaryota; Metazoa; Arthropoda; Arachnida; Trombidiformes; Tetranychidae
Product: glutamate ionotropic receptor NMDA type subunit 2
Biological process (GO): monoatomic ion transport
Cellular component (GO): membrane
Molecular function (GO): ligand-gated monoatomic ion channel activity; signaling receptor activity
Source: RefSeq, a predicted model, not a curated record
AGUGAGUGAGAUUGGAACUGAAUUGAGAGGCAAACCGAAUGGAUGAAAAAGUAAAUGUAAUCAGGAGAAAUCAUUUGAAACCAUGAGGUUUGCCAUGCCAACUAGUAUAAUCUUAAAUGUUGUAAAAAGGCCCAAUUUGUUACUCUAUUCAAGUUUAGCGUUUUUCACCGUUACCCUGUUAAUAUCCAGUGUACAGUCUCGUCGUCGUCCAACCAUCCAGAUUGGUACAACAUCGGCCAGCCUGGCUUCAACACCAGCAACUACCUCAACUCCAGGCCAAAGUUUACCCUCAUCAUCAUCAUCCAUACAACCCAUACCAGUCAAUGGGUCUGCAUCAAGUAUAACCUCACCAUCACUGGACCAUCCAUUUAACCAAGUGAACCCAAUUUUACCCAUUCACCGGACAAGUUCAACGGGCAUUCAAAAGAUAGUCUUUGGUGCCAUCCUGCCAACCACCAUAUUGAAAACGUUGGCACGCAAGUACAAUAAAACUUUACAAGAUGCGGUCGAUGCUUUAACCAAAGGCCGUGAUCAACACAAUUUCAUCAAUUACUUUGAGAUUGCCAAUGCAAAUGUUGUUCUUAUGCCAUUGAAUCCUUCACCAACCGAUGUUUUGCACAACUUGUGUCACCAUUUACUUCCAAAUGGAGUUUCAACCAUUUUUUACAUGACAAAUUCCGACACUUAUGGAACCAAUGCUGCUGCUACUCAAUAUUUAAUGCAAUUAACUGGAUACCUUGGGAUUCCAAUGAUAGCCUGGAAUGCUGAUAACAUGGGCCUUGCUCAGAAUCAAAGAAUAUCAGAUUCAAGGAUUCUUCAGUUGGCACCCAGUUUGGAGCAUCAAGCAUCUGCCAUGUUGAGUAUAGCAAGACGCUAUUCUUGGCAUGUUUUUUCAAUAAUCACAAGUUCCAUUGGUGGACAUGAAGAUUUUGUACGAGCAGUUAGAGAUCAAAUAUUAUCUUUCGAAGAUUUCAAAUUCAAUAUUUUGGAUAUAUUUACUAUUAAAAAGCGAACUCCAGCUGAGAUUAGAUUGGAAUUGGAUAAAUUGGCCAAAUCAGAGGCAAGAGUUAUUUUCUUAUAUUCAACUAAACAAGAAGCUCAAAAAAUUUUGGAAGCUGCCAGUUCGUUAGGAAUUACGGGCAAAAAUUAUAUCUGGAUUGUCACUCGAUCCAUCGUUGGAACAGCAUCAGAACAUUAUGCGCCAAAUGAGUUUCCUCCUGGAAUGCUGGGUAUUCAUUUCAAUACAUCGCAUUGGCAACUGUUGAAGGAGAUUGAACGAGCGGUAACAAUAUAUGGCUAUGCAUUGGAUCUGUUCGUUGAAGAUGGUUCCAAUCUCAAUAAAAGCCUUUCACCCAAUUUAAGCUGCAAUGGAUCUGGAGACUCGAGAUGGGAAAACGGUGACCUAUUUUUCAAAUAUCUGAGAAGUGUUAAAAUAAAGAGUAAAUAUGGAAAGUCUAAUCUAGAGUUUAAUUUAGAUGGAACGCUCAAGUUUGUUGAAUUGGAUGUUAUGAAUCUUAACCAGGGAGGAAUUUGGGAAAAGAUUGGUGUUUGGACUGAACAAGGUUUGGAAAUAAAAGACAUCACUUGGCCAGCCAAUUCUCCGGUUCCACCUCAAGGAGUUCCGGAAAAAUUUAGCCUCAAAGUAACCUUUCUGGAGGAACCUCCAUUUGUUAUAAUAAUGCCUCCGGACGAAGAGACUGGAGCUUGUAAAACUAAUAAAGCAGUUAGAUGUCGUUAUGCACCGGAAGCCCAGUUAAUAGGGGUGAACAAGACUCUUGCUUACAGGAAUCCAAAUUAUUAUCGAUGUUGCUCUGGUUUUUGUAUUGAUUUGUUGGAAAAGUUUGCCAACGAUCUUCGAUUCUCAUAUGAACUUAGUCGAGUUGAGGAUGGAGCUUGGGGAGUAUUAAGUCAAAAUCGUACUUGGAAUGGUUUGAUUGCUGAAUUGCUUGAUCACAAAGCUGAUGUUGUGGCAACUUCAAUCAAGAUAAACUCUGAUCGUCAGGCGUAUGUUGAUUUUACUGUUCCUUUCCUUGAAACUGGAAUAACAAUUUUAGUUGCCAAAAGGACGGGUAUCAUUUCACCGAAAGCUUUUUUAGAACCAUUUGAUACUCACUCAUGGAUCAUGAUAUUAUUGAUUAGCAUUCAAAUUGCAGUCUUUUCAAUCUUCCUUUUUGAAUGGUUAAGUCCAUCUGGUUAUAAUAUGGGAAUGAAACCUCCAAAAGGUCACAAAUUUUCUCUGUUUCGCACUUAUUGGCUUGUCUGGGCUAUCUUGUUUGGUGCUGCUGUUCCCGUUAACUGUCCAAAGGGUUUAACAGCUCGUUUCAUGUCCAAUGUUUGGGCUACUUUUGCUGUCGUCUUCCUGGCCAUUUACACUGCUAACCUGGCUGCCUUUAUGAUAACCCGAGAAGAUUAUCAUGAUUUCUCUGGUAUUGAGGAUCCACGUUUAGCCAAUCCAACCAAAGUCAAGCCUGCUCUUAAAUUCGGUACCUUACCUUCUGGUAACACUGAGGCCGUCCUAAAGCGAAAUAAACCUCAAAUGCACGCUUACAUGAGAAAGUACAACCGUUCGUCAAGUGAACUAGGAGUGAAAGCUGUAAGAAAAGGUGAUCUUGAUGCAUUCAUUUACGAUGCUGUGGUCCUUGAUUAUUACACUGGACAAGACAAUGACUGUAGACUGUUAACUGUUGGAUCUUGGUAUGCAAUGACUGGAUAUGGGUUUGCCUUUCCCAAAAAAUCAAAGUAUUUAAAUAAAUUUAACGAGAAGAUGAUUGAAUAUCGUGAAAAUGGUGAUUUGGAGCGACUUCGUCGAUUCUGGUUCCAAGGAGCUUGUAAACCGACUCGCAAUAAGGGUAAACUGAGUAAACCACUGGACGUUAAUAAGUUCAUGUCUGCCUUUCUAUUACUUGGAUGUGGUAUCUUACUCACUAUCAUUAUACUUGCGAUUGAACAUAUUUAUUUCCACUAUUUCCGGAAACCCAUUAUUAACAAUGGAACUGAUGGUUGCCUCAAUCUUGUCAGCAUGAGUAUUGCAAAAUCAUUGAGUAAUGAUGAUAAUUCGCGGUUAUCUCGAGGUAACAAUUUUUGGACUUCAAUGGCCUACAAUGAUGGUUUGAAUAAAAAUGAUUGUCGAAAUAUGGUUGGCGGAUUAAAUAGAUAUAAAGCUGAACAUCUACUUGAUAAUAUUAAACGAUCCAAAAGUUUUGCUCACUUAAAUGAAGAUGAAAUGAUGCGAUUUCAAACAUCUAAUUGGUCCUCAUCAUCAUCUACAGUUCCUUAUCCUCGAUUGAAUCAACCUCAUUAUCUACAUAAAGAUAUGACCCAUAAUCAUAUUACAACAAAUGACCCUUUCUAUGGUCGAGAUUCAACAUCCAUUUGUACAACUUAUUCAACCUCCACUGGAUUAAGAGAGAGAAGGAUUAAACCAGGAUUUACUUCAAACAAGCAAACCUUUCCAUUGGAUAAAUCAACAGCUGCUAUAACCGAGUUUGAAACGGUUUUAUAAUGUUAACUAUAUCGUUAUAAUUAACAUUCAACUUUACACUUGCAAAUCAUCAUCAAACCCUUUUAUAACAACUUCAACAUUGCCAAAAAUUUCCAUUCCAGAAACGGAAAACUCGGAACGAAAAAGAUCAAUAAUAAUUGUCUAACGUACUGACAAUCAUUAUUGUUGUAACUUAAUUGUAAAUAUGAACAUCAGAUUUUUUGCUCAUCUUAAGCUAACCUAUUUAAUGGUUGUGUGAUAUACUAACCACUAAUGUACUAAUAAUUAUUGUUAAUAAUUGACUAAAUUUCUCAGGAGAUCAGAGUUAGGGUUUUCUUUUAAAUUAUUUAAAUUUACAAUUUUGUUUUCUUUUUCAAUUACAAAUGUUUUCAAUUGUCCAUUAGCCAAACCAAACGAGCUGUUAGGCCGGUCAAGUUUGCCAAAAUUUGAUUGUCCUUAACUUUGAUUCAAUGACUUUGAUCUCAAUCCAUUACUAGUGACAAUUAGUGUAACAUUUACCAUCUGACACAAGCCCAAAGUAACUAAAUUGCUCAUCUGUUUUAUACAAAUCAAAUUACUUUAGGUUGGGUCAUUUUUUUGCUAUUCAUUAAUUGUUUUUGAAUCAGUUACUUAGACUUAAAGUGACCUCAACUCCUCGUUAAAUGACUCUUUGGUUUGGAUAAGUUCAUUUUGCCUUGUUAUUCAACAUUAUUGUUACCCUGUUAUGUAUAGCUAUAAAAUAAUGCGUUAAUUUGUCUCAACAGAUUAAUUGUUUUUCUCAUUUAGUGCUUUAACGUUUAUUAUCGUUAUUAUUACAAUUAUAGUAACUAAAUUAAUUUGUAUGAUCGUCUUAAACUAAAAAAAAAGAAAGUAAAUGCUAACCUUGCCAAUUUAAAUUCAACUCAUACAAACGCUGGAAAAUAAGAAGGAUGAAUAAUAAUUGAAUUACAAUUUGAUGAUUAUUAUGAAAAAUAAAUCAAUUGACUGAGUGAGAAAGCUAAACUAAAUCAUGAUUAAUGAAUUUCAAAGAAACUGUUUUUGAUAAAAACAUAUUUGUACAAUUAGAUUGUAAAUAAUGUUAUAAACAAAAAGUAAUCAAAUAAAUGAUAAUUUUUACGUCCAA